Molecule: messenger RNA, 1008 nt
Organism: Trypanosoma theileri
Lineage: Eukaryota; Euglenozoa; Kinetoplastea; Trypanosomatida; Trypanosomatidae
Product: putative nuclear receptor binding factor
Exons: 1
Coding region: 1-1008 (335 amino acids)
Biological process (GO): fatty acid metabolic process
Cellular component (GO): mitochondrion
Molecular function (GO): trans-2-enoyl-CoA reductase (NADPH) activity
Source: RefSeq, a predicted model, not a curated record
AUGUCGAAGUUUUCUUCAAAAGGAUGGUGUUACACACGAUAUGGACCUCUUUCGCGUGUGUUAAAGAUGAAUUCUUUUGAUCUCGAUGCAAGUAAGGAUGAGGUUAUAGUGGAUGUUGCAAUGGCGGCUUUGCAUCGCACUGAUGCUGCUGUAGUGAAUGGAACAGCGCUUGGGAGGAAAAGGGUCUCUCUUUCUUCUUUUCCCAGAAUAGGUGGAUCUGAGGGUGUAGGAAAGGUUGUUUCGGCAGCUGGAUCUAAAAAUGUUAGAGAGGGUGACACGGUGUGGGUUGCGCCAAUACAUGGAACUUGGGCUACAAGAAUUGCUGUCAAUCAUAAUAUGGUUCAUAAAAUCGACCCAAAGUUUGCACAACUUGCCGUUAACGCAUCUAAUUUUCUUGUGGCGCAGCAUCUUCUUAAUGGUUAUACGAGACUUCGAAAAGGGCAGGUUGUUUUGCAGAAUGGUGGUAGUAGUAUAACUUCUUUGGCUGUCUCUGCGUUAGCGAAAACAUACGGCGUGAAGGUUUUGACUGCUAGCUCCCCUGGGGAGCGGUUCCAUGGUGCCAAAGAACGUCAUGCAAAAUACGGGAGCGAAGUUUUUGAGUAUAAUGGAAAAGGAGCUCGAUUGGCGCGGCAGGCAAUAGGAAAUACCGGUGCAACUUUGUAUCUCAAUGGGGUUGGGGGUCGCCACUUUGAUACAUUUCUUAGUCUACUCGGAGGCGGUGGCCAUGCGGUCUCUUACGGUGCGCAGAAUGGUGUUGGUUUGAUGGUUUCCGGCUCAAAUCUGAUUUACAAUGAAGUGACUAUGCAGGGAUUGUUCCUCCCUUCCUACCUCGAGACUCUCUCGUAUAACGAGCGGCAAACACAACUAGAGUUUGUACUAGCACAACUUUCGUCCCUUGGGUUUAGCUACCCUACAACAUCAGCCUCAUCUUUGGAUGAUUUGCCAAAUAUAUGGGAUCAAGUUUUUGUGCACGGUGGAAAAAAGGGAAUACUCGUUUUGAGUAGAUGA